Molecule: messenger RNA, 3779 nt
Organism: Aspergillus calidoustus
Lineage: Eukaryota; Fungi; Ascomycota; Eurotiomycetes; Eurotiales; Aspergillaceae
Source: the annotation of a GenBank genome assembly
CCAGGGGUCAGGGUCCGAGGCAGUGUUUAACAUGCUUGGUGAUUAUAUUUCCCUGAGCAAACCUUUUUUUCUCCGGUAGCAUGUUGAGUGACACCACAUGUGACACAGGGCUUGCAGAUCAACCGAGACUUCACCAGAUCAAGAUGUGGUUGAGCCCCAUGGUAACAAUUCCCCAUCAUCUGAAACCCACUCGGAGUCACCGACAGCGAAUCGGGAAGCCGAGAUUAUGCGAUCACAUCUCGAUCGCCACAGCCAGCCGAGGUUGGCAUUGGCCCUUAUGCCCCCGCUCUUUGUAUUACGUUGCACGCCCUCUUAUUCAGCGGUAAUGCUCUCCUGUCGGAGUCCACCCUGGAGCACCUAAAAGAGCCCCUUGCCCAAAUCUUUGUUGGACCAUCCAUCAACCGUGUCCAAACACAAUGGCCGAGAUCCCAGAGCCCGCUGGGCUGCCGUUCAUCGGCAACGUUGGCACAAUCGACCAGGAAUUUCCCCUGGGGUCUAUGGUAGCUCUAGCAGAGGAACACGGCGAGAUCUAUCGACUACGAUUCCCCGGACGAACGGUCGUCGUCGUAUCCACCCACGCACUGGUCAACGAAACCUGCGACGAGAAGCGAUUCCGAAAAUCCGUCAAUUCGGCACUCGCCCAUGUCCGCGAGGGUGUUCAUGAUGGACUCUUCACAGCCCGGAUGGGAGAACUCAACUGGGAGAUUGCGCAUCGAGUCCUGAUGCCAGCCUUUGGCCCGCUCUCCAUCCGAGGCAUGUUCGACGAGAUGCACGACAUUGCCAGCCAGCUCGCCCUGAAGUGGGCGCGGUACGGGCCUGACAGCCCCAUCAUGGUCACGGACGACUUCACCCGUCUAACCCUGGAUACGCUGGCCUUGUGUUCGAUGGGAUACAGAUUCAACAGCUACUACUCGCCUGCGAUGCAUCCGUUUAUCGAAGCCAUGGGUGAUUUUCUUACAGAGGCUGGCGAGAAGCCGCGGAGGCCACCCUUGCCGUCCGUGUUUUUCCGCGGUCGCGAUCAGAAGUUCCAGGAAGAUAUUGCGGUGCUGCGAGAUACGGCUCAAGGGGUUCUCAAGGCGCGCAAGGAAGGGAAGAGCGAUCGCAACGACCUCCUUGCGGCCAUGCUGCGGGGCGUCGAUUCGCAGACUGGACAGAAGAUGACCGAUGAGAGCAUCAUGGAUAAUCUUAUCACCUUCCUGAUUGCCGGCCACGAAACUACCUCGGGCCUUCUCUCAUUUGUCUUUUAUCAGUUGCUGAAGCACCCAGAAACAUACCGCAAGGCGCAGCAAGAGGUGGACGAGGUGGUUGGACAAAGCGUCAUUGAAGUGUCGCACUUGUCUAAGCUUCCAUACAUCACCAGUGUCCUCCGUGAAACCCUUCGUCUCAACGCUACCAUCCCUCUAUUCACAGUCGAGGCCUUUGAGGACACCCUUCUCGCGGGCAAAUACCCCGUCAAGGCGGGCGAGGUUAUUGUCAACCUUCUAGCCAAGUCGCAUCUGGACCCCGAGGUCUACGGAGACGAUGCGCUGGAGUUCAAACCAGAGCGUAUGUCCGACGAGGCUUUCAAUGCGCGAGUCAAAAAGUUCCCCAAUGCAUGGAAGCCAUUCGGGAACGGGAUGCGAGCGUGCAUUGGACGACCGUUCGCCUGGCAGGAAGCACUCUUGGUGAUGAUCAUGCUUCUCCAGAACUUUGAUUUCUCUUGGGCCGAUGCCAACUACGACUUGAAGUAUAAACAGACAUUAACGAUCAAACCGAAAGACAUGUAUAUGAAAGCAAGCUUGCGCCACGGCCUCAAUCCAACUACGCUUGAGCGUCGGCUGGCUGGCCUUGCGACGACGGAAACGACUACACCAGCAAAUGUUGUCGCUGACUCCGGGGACACUUCUGCCUCGGGUUCUCGAUUGACUAUUCUAUAUGGCUCGAAUAGCGGAACAUGCGAAACGCUUGCGCGACGGAUUGCAGCCGAUGCAGCUUCCAAGGGAGUCCAGGUCAGGCGGUUUGAUGGUCUUGACAGUGGCCGUUCUGCGCUUCCCACAGACCACCCUGUCGUUAUCGUGACCUCUUCAUACGAGGGACAGCCGCCUGAGAACGCAAAACAGUUUGUUUCCUGGCUGAAAGAAUUGGAGCAGGAGAAUAAUGGAGAAACCCCGCUCAAGGGCGUGGACUUUACCGUCUUUGGCUGCGGCAACAAGGAAUGGGCGCAGACAUUCCACCGCAUCCCCAAGCUGGUUGACAGCUUGCUGGAGAAGCUGGGGGGCUCUCGUCUCGCGGAGAUGGGGCUCGCGGACGCAUCCGCCGAUGAGCUCUUCUCUACCUUUGAGACUUGGGCUGACGAUGUGCUCUGGCCCCGUCUGGCUGAGAAGUAUGGGGCAGUAGAGAAGGACAACCAGUCAUCUUCCAAGCAGGAGCCUUCUGCGGCUGUAGCAGUGACGGUCUCUAAUUCUCGCACACAGGCCCUGCGCCAGGACGUGGGCCAGGCGAUGGUUGUGGAAACCCGGCUACUGACUGCGGAGGCUGAAAAGGAGCGGCGCAAGAAGCACUUGGAGAUCCGGCUGCCAGAGGGCGUCACCUACACGGCAGGCGACUACCUCGCUGUGCUGCCCAUCAACCCUGCUGAAACCGUGCGUCGAGCGAUGCGGCGGUUCAAGCUGGCCUGGGAUGCGCAGAUCACCAUUGCAGCCUCGGGGCCGACAACGGCCUUUUUUUUUUUCAAGCAGAAGACGGCAUACGAGAUCCUCAGUACCUACGUGGAGCUAUCGCAGCCUGCCACUCGCAAGGACUUGAGAGUUAUGGCCGAUGCAAGCUCGGACCCAGACGUUCAGAAGACUUUACGUACCUACGCGAACGAGACAUACACAGCCGAUAUCCUCAGCAAGAGCAUCUCCGUCCUUGACAUCCUCGAACAAUAUCCUUCAGUGAAUCUCCCAUUGGGAUCAUUCCUGCUGAUGCUCCCAUCCAUGCGGAUGCGCCAAUACUCCAUAUCCUCCUCCCCCCUACUAACUUCCACCACCGCCACAAUCACAAUAUCCGUCCUCGACGCACCCUCGCGCUCCCGCGCCAACGGCACCCGCCACCUCGGCGUCGCAACCACAUACCUCGACUCCCUCAGCGCAGGUGACCACCUCCAGGUCUCAAUCCGCAAGAACCCCUCCUCCAGUUUCCGAUUACCCAGUGACCCAGAAUCCACGCCGAUGAUCUGCAUCGCCGCCGGGUCGGGCAUCGCUCCCUUUAGAGCCUUCUUGCAGGAGAGGGCGGUGCUGAUGGAGCAGGACAAGCAGCGCAAGUUAGCUCCCGCACUGCUCUUCUUCGGAUGCCGCGCGCCCGGAGUAGACGAUCUGUACCGGGAGCAGCUGGACGAAUGGCAGGCGGCGGGCGUUGUGGAUGUACGGUGGGCGUUUAGCCGCGCGGCUUCUGAGAGUAACGGGUGUCGACACGUGGAUGACCGGAUCCUGGCGGAUCGUGAGGAUGUAGUGCGCUUGUGGAGGGAUGGUGCGAGGGUGUAUGUUUGUGGAUCGGGGGCGCUGGCUGAGUCGGUUCGCGGCGCGAUGGUUCAGGCCCUGAGGGAUGAGAUGGAGAAGUCAGAUGAUGAUGGUAGCAGUGGUAGUGGUGUUGACAAGGCGGAGAAGUGGUUUGAUGAGCAGAGGAAUGUGAGGUAUGUGAUGGAUGUCUUUGAUUAAGGCUUCCAAUGUGAUUUUAUUUUGUUUGUUGAAAAGGAUCAAGCUUGCGCUAUGUAUAUUAGGGAUUAUUAUGGUUUUGGUAUAGAAGAGAUUGAUAUGACU